AUGGCUCCGACCAAGUCACUCGCUAUGUUUCUCUUUCUGUCACUCUCUUCAUUUUUGUUCUGCCACUCUCUUGCUGCCUUUAUCCCAACUGCUGAACUUGUUCAACUCUCCCCGCGUGAUCUUGGUCCCAGGCAGGCAUCAACAAGUAGUAGUAGCUCAGCUACGACUACCAAGAAAGCUGACGCUCAAUGCACGAAUGGGCCGUUCACCCGUCAAUGCUGGGGGAAUGGUUUCAGCAUCGCCACCAACUACGACAGUACAUGGCCGAAUACUCGCCACACUGAGUAUUAUGAUCUCGAGAUCACAAACACUACCAUGUCCCCCGAUGGGGUCCCCAGGAUCGUCUACGCGAUCAACAACCAAUAUCCUGGGCCAACGAUCCGGGCAAAAUGGGGUGACACCUUGCAGAUCAGGGUGAAGAACAGCCUCACCACCAACGGCACCAGCAUCCACUGGCACGGCGUACGACAGUGGUACUCUAACCAGAUGGACGGCACCAAUGGUGUAACCGAGUGUCCUCUUGCGCCAGGACAAACUCGCACAUACACCUUUUUGUGCACACAGUUCGGCACGACAUGGUUUCAUAGUCACUAUUCCGACCAGUACUCGGACGGUGUAGUCGGUACCAUCAUCAUCGAUGGUCCUACCACAUCGAACUACGACGUCGAUCUCGGCGCCUUCCCAAUCACCGAUUGGUAUUACCGACCUGCUUUCGAGAUUGCGCCGCUCGUCCAGCAUGCCGUCAUCCGUGGCCCACCCCCGGGCGACAACAUCCUCAUCAACGGCACCAACGUCAAGGUCAAUGGCACGGUCGGUAAGUACAGCCGCACUACCCUGACCAAAGGCAAAAAGUACAAACUCCGCCUCAUCAACACUUCGACAAACGACAACUUCAAAGUCGGCCUCGACGGACACAGCUUCACGGUGGUGACUGCAGACUUUGUCCCCAUCAAGCCGUUCGUCACGAAUUGGCUGUUUCUGGCAAUCGGCCAGCGCUACGACGUUAUCAUCGAGGCUAACCAGCCCGUCGACAGCUACUGGUUCCACGUCGUUCCCCAAGCCGGUUGCAGCAACAACCUGAACAAGAACGCCCUCGCCAUUUUCAGUUAUGCCGGCGCCACGUCGACGACACCCCCCAACGCCACACGUUCCAACGCACCCCCCGGUGCCCCCGACUGCAACGACCCGAACAAGAGCCUCGUCCCGUACGUCAAGCUCGACGUGCCGGACAACUACACCAUCCCGCAGUCCUCGCACCUCGACGUCGGCUUCGCCAUCGUUCAAGACGCCGCCCAGCAGACGCAGGUCCAGUGGAACCUGAACUUCAACGCCAUCAACGUCCCCUGGGGCGACCCCACGCUGCAGUACGUGCUCGACAACAACACCAACUUCCCGGCCAGCAUGAACCUGAUCAGCCUGCCCAACGCCAACACCUGGAGCUACUGGGUCAUCCAGGCCCUGCAGACCCAGGCCCCUCCCCAGCCGCACCCGAUCCACCUGCACGGCCACGACUUUUACGUCCUCGGCGCCGACUCGGGCGUCUACAACAACUCCCAAACCCUCAACUACAAGAACCCGCCGAGGCGCGACGUGGCCAUGUUGCCGGCGAACGGCUACCUCGUCCUCGCCUUCAUCACCGACAAUCCGGGCGCCUGGCUGAUGCACUGUCACAUCGCCUUCCACGUCAGUCUGGGUUUUGGCGCCCAAUUCCUGGAACAGCCCGAUUACAUCCGUAGCAAGUUGCCCAUCGGACAAGACUGGCACAACGAGUGCACCAGCUGGAACAAGUACUAUGCUACCGCGCAAUACCAACAGGAAGACUCUGGUUUGUAA
Exophiala oligosperma is the source of this 1833-nucleotide messenger RNA. RefSeq lists its product as uncharacterized. The transcript has a single exon. NCBI's taxonomy places the organism in Eukaryota, Fungi, Ascomycota, Eurotiomycetes, Chaetothyriales, Herpotrichiellaceae. Gene Ontology annotation, molecular function: copper ion binding; oxidoreductase activity. The record is from RefSeq and is a predicted model, not a curated record. The coding region runs from base 1 to 1833 and encodes 610 amino acids.